Puccinia triticina is the source of this 1398-nucleotide messenger RNA. RefSeq lists its product as uncharacterized. Gene Ontology annotation, molecular function: serine-type carboxypeptidase activity. Lineage: Eukaryota; Fungi; Basidiomycota; Pucciniomycetes; Pucciniales; Pucciniaceae. The transcript is spliced from 15 exons. Gene Ontology annotation, cellular component: fungal-type vacuole. The record is from RefSeq and is a predicted model, not a curated record. Bases 1 to 1398 code for a protein of 465 amino acids. Gene Ontology annotation, biological process: proteolysis.
AUGUUAUUUCGAUCGUUGAUUUUUUGGCUAGCCGUAUGCUAUAGCGAGGCGUUUAGGAUCUUUCCUAAGCAGGUCUCGCAUGGACAGAAACAAGUCCAAGGGUCUUAUCGAUUUAUGGUUGAUAGCAGAGUUUGCGAGACAACACCCGGAGUGAAGAGUUAUUCUGGGUAUAUUGACACCGGAAAUAAUCAGUCGAUGUUCUUCUGGUUUUUUGAGGCACGAAAUAACCCGAAAAGCGCCCCGUUGGGCUUGUGGUUAAAUGGAGGUCCUGGUUGCAGUAGCUUAUUUGGGGCAUUGCAAGAAAACGGUCCUUGUCGUAUCAAUUCUGAUUCCACGGCGUCCAGUCUGAAUCCGUAUUCCUGGAACACAUACGCUAAUAUGCUGUACAUCGACCAGCCCAUCAGCACUGGGUUUUCGUAUGGCAGUCGGAACGUAUUUAGUUCAGAUCAAGCAGCAGCCCGAGUCUGGCAGUUUUUCCAGACUUUCUUUUCCAUACCUACGUUCUCCCAAUACGCGACUCGUGAUAUGACUUUUUGGUCCGAAAGCUUUGGGGGACAUUACGGUCCAAAGUUCACCGAAUAUUUUCGGGCGCAAAACGCGUUGAUUAAAGCCAAGAAACUGAAGGCUUAUCCUAUCCAAGUAACCUCCCUAGGAAUUAACAACGGCUGGUUUGAUCCCUAUGUUCAGUACCAAUCCUAUUACGAUUAUGCACAAAAAAAGUUCAACCACGUGCUUGAUCUGGCAAAACCAGCGACCCUAGCCGUUGUUAACACUGCCCUUAAUCACAAGAAUGGUUGUCUCGCUCAGCUAAAGAGUUGCGCCAAUAACGGCAGCAACGACGUUUGUCAAGAAGCCGAUAAUUUUUGUGCCCAAUACGUCUCCGCUCCAUUACUUGGGAACAGAAGUACUUACUACUUUCCUAACAACAAAAACGUCACCUUCCCUUCCCUAUCGUUCCUAAAAUAUUUGGAUCGCAGCGACGUCCGGCGUGCGAUUGGGGCUGAAUCCAAGUUUAUGGCUUGCCAAGACGACGUCGGUGACGAUUUCUGGACAACUGCCGACGCUGUCAGGCCUACCAUAGCUUCCCUGGGCAGGUUACUUGAUUCAGGCCUUCGUACGGUCAUUUGGGCUGGAGACAAAGACUUCAUUUGCAACUCUUUGGGAGUCUAUCGUUCUCUCUUAGCUACGAAAUGGAAAUACUCUAAACAGUUUGCUAAGGCUCCAUGGAAGAACCUUUCUGUCCACGGGAAAGUGGGAGCGGUCUACAAAACUGCAGGUCCCUUGACGUACAUCAAGGUGUACAAUGCAGGACAUGAAGUGCCAGCCUUUCAACCGGAUAUAUCCUUAGAGAUAUUCAAACAAACAAUUUUCCAUCAGAAUAUUCACAACAAUAAUUGA